CGCUCCGCCCCACGUUGUGUAAACGGGCCCGGAGCAGCCGCUGCAGCCGGCCGGGAAGCGGGUCUCCGGGGCCCCGGAGCCGCCGCACAGAUAGUUUCACGCCAACAAGCUGCUGCUGGGAAGGUUGGCUGGAGUCGGCUCCUCUGCAGCUGCCUGGUGUGGCUGCUGGAGACUGCAUGGUGUGUCGGGGCUGUGCCCGCCCCAUAGGACGGCAGCGAGCAUGUCUCAGAAGAGCAGGAACCGGCGGGCACAUGGCAGGGAGGACACCACGGCCAGUCCUGCUGGCUGUGGGGAUACAGCGAGGACUAGAACUGCUGCGGUGUCCCAUAGUCAGCUGAAAGGCAAACGGAAGGUCCUGGCAGAGCCCAGUGGGGCAGAGGCGUUGACCGUGGCUAAGAGGAGGAGGAAGGAAGGGGAGGCGGUGGAGGGGGGAGGAGCUGGGAGCCUGGGGGAAGCCGUGUGGCAGGCGCGGCUGCGGGUUGCCCCCUCUGUGCAGGAGUUCAAGUACAACAAGAAGCGAGUGCGCCUGGUCUCAGAGAGCUCCGACCUCAAGGAUGCCGCCAAGGGCGUUGUGUACUGGAUGUCUCGAGACCAGAGGGUGCAAGAUAACUGGGCUUUCCUGUACGCCCAGCGCCUGGCCCUGAAACAGCAGCUCCCUCUGCAUGUCUGCUUCUGCCUGGUGCCCAAGUUCCUGGAGGCCACCAUCCGUCACUUCGGCUUCAUGCUGAAAGGCCUGCAGGAAGUGGCCGAGGAGUGCCAGGAGCUGGACAUCCCCUUCCACCUGCUCAUCGGCUUUGCCAAGGAUGUGCUGCCUGCCUUCGUGACGGACCGUGGCCUCGGCGGAGUGGUGACAGACUUCUCCCCGCUCCGUGUCCCCAUGCAGUGGGUGGAAGAUGUCAAAGAGAGGCUCCCGGGAGAUGUGCCGUUUGUACAGGUUGAUGCUCACAACAUCGUCCCGUGCUGGGUUACCUCAGACAAGCAGGAGUACGGAGCCAGGACAAUUCGACGGAAGAUCCACGAUCGGCUCCCCGAGUUCCUCACGGAAUUCCCUCCCGUCAUCAAGCACCCGUUCCCGCCCACAGCCCCGGCAGAGCCCAUAGACUGGAGCGCCUGCCGCGCCAGCCUGCAGGUGGACUGCUCGGUGAAGGAGGUGAGGUGGGCGACGCCAGGGACAGCCGCGGGGCUGGCCAUGCUGGAGUCGUUCAUAGGUGAGCGGCUGAAAUCCUUCGGUACCGACCGGAACAACCCGACCAGGGCAGCGCUCAGCAACCUCUCGCCGUGGUUCCACUUUGGCCAGGUCUCCGUCCAGCGGGCCAUCCUGGAGGUGCAGAAAUACCGCAGUCGGUACAAGGAGUCGGUGGAUGGGUUCACCGAGGAGGCCGUGGUCCGGAGGGAGCUGGCCGACAACUUCUGCUAUUACAACAGAAACUACGACAAGGUGGAAGGUGCGUACGACUGGGCCAAAACCACCCUGAAGCUCCACGCCCAAGACAAGAGGUCUCACCUCUACGAGCUGAAGCAGCUGGAGGAGGGGAAGACGCACGACCCGCUCUGGAACGCUGCCCAGCUCCAGAUGGUUCACGAGGGGAAGAUGCACGGGUUCCUACGCAUGUACUGGGCCAAGAAAAUCCUGGAGUGGACCCGCUCCCCCGAAGAGGCCCUGAAGUUCGCCAUCUACCUCAACGAUCGCUAUGAGCUGGACGGCCGGGAUCCCAACGGCUACGUAGGCUGCAUGUGGUCCAUCUGCGGGAUCCACGACCAGGGCUGGGCCGAGCGGGCCGUGUUUGGGAAGAUCCGCUACAUGAACUACGCCGGCUGCAAGAGGAAAUUCGACGUGGGGCAGUUUGAGCGCAGAUACGAUCCCCGCAAACUGGGCCAGUAGCCCUGCCGGGGGCAACUCCUGCUGAAAGCAGGAUGGCUGGUGCUUGUGGGGGGUGGGGGGGUUCUCUGCUGGGCCUUCCAACGUUUGCAUUUCCCCUAAAUACCAUUGAAACCCCUGAGCCUCUGAGACGAGAGCCAGCAGGGACUCUGCUGCCCUUGCCAGGGUGCUGCUCAACCUCUUCCCUACAGGCCUCCAAGGCAGUGGUUUGGGCAUCAUGCCGGGAGCUGGGGCAGCCAGCCCAAGGUUUUCCCGGGAUGCCCACAGUUUUCUCUGGCACAGCCCCAGAUGUGCCACCUCCCCCUACUAGCCGGGGACAGCUCAGCAAUUAUGGCAGCUAUAAAAGCUAUUUGAUAUUUCGAGGGGGGACAGGUUCGCCAACCACCCCAACUGCUGGGGGAGGAGAGACACUGUGCCUUUUCCAGUCUAGCCCUUGCAUGCAGCAGGUAGACAGGCCUGGCUCUUAGAGCUGUGGGAUGGAAAACAGCAGCAUUUCGCACGCUGGGCUUGUAGCUUAGCACUUCCGAACUGACUGCGUCUAGAACGAGCUGCUGGCUGACAGAGGCAGGGGGAUCUCGGAGCAAAUCCACCGCUGCUGGCAGGGUCUCAGAUGGGAGCUCCCUGGCAAAACACACUGACUUCAACGGGCUGCCUUACCUCUAGGGGCUUUCCUGCCCCACCACAUGCAGACAUGGAGGCUUGUCUUAUCCCAGGCAGCAAGCAAGUAGGGUUUUCAGAGUGACUGUUAAAAGCCCAGUGACUUGCAGCAGGGUCUGUCUCGUAAACCUUACCACACCCAGCCCUGGUGUCUGUGUCAUUCCUGCAGCAGUCAGCAGAGUUUCGAUGGGAUCAGAGGAAGACAAGAACUGGGGCUGCCCAGCCCUUGCCCUAAAGCUUAGCAAGCAGCAGCUCAGCUCAGCGCGACGGUCCACCAGCCUGGGGCUGCUCUGACUGCCCGAGAUGCUCUAGGGAAGGGGAUAGUCGGGCACCGCUGGCUACCCCCAGCCGUUAGUGCUGCACGAGGCCGUGAAACACAGAGGCCUAGACGCGGUCAGACCAGCACACGUUUGUUCACAGGCGUCGAGGUUGUGGCGUGUUACUACGCGCUCUGCUUCGGUCCCGUUUUCAGAGCUCGCACCGUUACAAACGCAGGUCUUUGCAUGUGUGCGUCUACCCUGCCGUAGCGUUUCCCCCAUCAGUGCUAACAUUACCCAGAACACUAGGGGGCGCUCUUGGGUCAAAGGUAAAGCCAAGAACAUACCUAUACAGCCGACCCUGAACCGCACAGCAUCGGGCCAGGGGUUUAAUCCCACUGGAAUAUUGACUUGCAGGUAAAUUAGAACAUCUCUUCCUGCAUCGCUUGGCUUUCUGGGCUGGUCACCCACCACAUCGUAACCAGGCCUGAUCCUGCUUAAUAACACACCUACAAGUUGAACCUCUCUAAUCCGGCACUCCCUGGUCCGGCAACAUCCGUAGUCUGGCACAGGGGCUGGAGCACCCCUGGGGAAAAAUUAGUGGGUGUGGAGCAUCCGCUGGCACCAAGCUUCCCCCUCUGCCCCCCUCCUCCCUCCCACGCCUCUGUAGUCCCAGCCUCGGGUAGUGAGGGGCAUGGACAGGGGUAAGGCUGGGACCAUAGCUGGGGGUGGCUGUGGAACCCGGAGUGAAGCCCCAUAGCCAGGACCCUGGGUUGGCAGCAGGGGGGCUGGUGACCAGGACCCUGGACGAGGGGCUGGCGACCAGGACCUGGUGCCAGCAUCGGAGCCCCUGGGUGGGGGGCCAGCAGCCAAGAGCCUGGGUGGCAGUGGGAUCCCCGGGCAGGGGGCCAUGCUGGGCGCAAAGCCUGGGGGUGCUGCAACACCCUCUGCACCCCUACUUCCCCCGCCUAUGGAGACCCGCUGGCACUCUGCAUUGACCUCCCGUGCUUUGGCAAAUUCUCUGGUUCGGCACCCGUCAGGUCCUGAGGGUGCCAGACCAGAGAGGUUCAGCCUGUAGAUCCCUGGUUUCCAGCAGCAAGUUGGCCUCGGUUUUUUUUUUUACUUGUCCAUCACUGUGUUUUUAAAUGAAAGGAACACAAACAGCAGGUGAGCGGCACUCUGGGGAAGUCAGCACUGGUGCUUUCCUGGCUCUUAUGAGCAAGAUCUUUGUACUUCUUUCUUUCAGCCAGCUUUAAUAAACUCCAAUACAGCUGAGGUCAAGCAA
Caretta caretta (loggerhead turtle) is the source of this 4078-nucleotide messenger RNA. Its product is annotated as deoxyribodipyrimidine photo-lyase. The record is from RefSeq and is a predicted model, not a curated record. Gene Ontology annotation, biological process: photoreactive repair. Gene Ontology annotation, molecular function: deoxyribodipyrimidine photo-lyase activity. NCBI's taxonomy places the organism in Eukaryota, Metazoa, Chordata, Testudines, Cheloniidae.